AUGGCAAAAGUGGGGAAGCUAACAAAGCUCAAGUCAGUCAUAAAGAGAUGGCCUUCAUUCACCAAGCUCACCCGCACCACAAGCUCCAUAGCUGCCGCAACAAGCGAAUCAGAUCAUGACAGCAAGGUCUCCAAGGAGCUUCAUGCUGUGUACGUGGGCAAGUCCAGGAGGAGAUACUUGGUUAACUCAGACAUCGUUGAUCACCCCAUCAUCCAAGAGCUGGUGGACACGUCAUCAGGUGAGGUGGUGGUGGCCUGUGAGGUGGUGCUGUUUGAGCACUUGCUGUGGAUGCUGGAAAACUCCGAGACUCAGUUGGGCUCCAUGGACGAGCUUGUUGAGUUCUACACUUGCUGA
Messenger RNA from Prunus armeniaca (apricot), 354 nucleotides. The record is from the annotation of a GenBank genome assembly. Lineage: Eukaryota; Viridiplantae; Streptophyta; Magnoliopsida; Rosales; Rosaceae.